CACACACGCACACACAGCGGCUAUGACAGAGACGACACCCUGAUCCCCCUCACACUCAAGACAACUCAGCUGGAUGAAAUCUGUGUUGACAGGCGAUCUCCGUCUGGAAUAGAGGAAGUAGCGAAGAGAGAGUGAGAGGGGGAGAGAAAGAGAGAGAGAGAGAGAGGGAGGAAGAGAGUGUGAGAAAGGAGGAAGGGAUACAGAAAGAGAGAGUAUCCAUAGAAAUAAGGAGAGGGAAAGGGAAGGAGAGGCACAAGACAGAGAGAGAAAGAGAGAGAGAGGACUGAAGGGGGAGAGGCAGUGAGUAGGGAGAGAGAGAGACAUAGAGCAAGCAUAGAGAGAGAGAGCGGGAGAGAGAGAGCAUUGAAGGGGAGAGGCAGUGAGCAGGGAGAGAGAGACAUAGAGCAGGGAUAGAGAGAGAGAGAGAGCGCGCACGAGAGAGGGAGAGAGCUAAGCGCACACAGGAGCGGUCGGCGUCUCUAUUGUCAGUGCUUAGCAGGGGGGAGUGUGAUAAGGAGCUGGUCAGGACGAGCUCGACGCGGCUGCACUGGUCACUUCUGUAGAGUAGCUCUCCGGCUGAUAUCUGAACACCAUGGAGGAGGACAUGGACGAGGGGCAGACCCAGAAAGGGUGUGGCGAGUGCUGUCUGAAGUGCCUGCGUGGCAUCCCGUACCCGUCUCUGGUGGCGACCAUCCUGCUGUACGCUGGCGUGGCGCUGUUCUGCGGCUGUGGGCACGAGGCUCUGACGGGCACCGUCACCAUCCUGCAGAACUACUUUGAGGUGAUACGGGCACCAGGAGAUGGCGUGGACGUCUUCACCAUCAUUGACAUCAUUAAGUAUGUGAUCUACGGCAUUGCGUCAGCGUUCUUUGUGUACGGGAUCCUGCUGAUGGUGGAGGGCUUCUUCACCAGCGGAGCCAUCAAGGACCUCUACGGAGACUUCAAGAUCACCACCUGUGGACGCUGCGUCAGCGCAUGGUUCAUCCUGCUGACCUACAUCUUCAUGCUGGCCUGGCUGGGGGUCACGGCCUUCACCUCUCUGCCCGUCUUCGUCUACUUCAACAUCUGGACCAUCUGCCAAAACGCCACUCUGCUGGAGGGAGCCAGCCUGUGCCUCGACCCACGCCAGUUCGGAGUGGUGACCAUCGGGGAGGAGAGGACGGUGUGUGCGGGAUCUGACAAGUUUUACAGGAUGUGUGUCUCAACUGAGUUGGAUAUGACCUUCCACCUCUUCGUGUGUGCGCUGGCUGGGGCUGGAGCUGCAGUCAUCGCCAUGAUCCACUACCUGAUGGUGCUGUCGGCCAACUGGGCUUACGUGAAGGAUGCCUGCAAGAUGCAGAAGUACGAGGACAUCAAGUCCAAGGAGGAGCAGGAGCUCCACGACAUCCACUCCACGCGCUCCAAGGAGCGCCUCAACGCCUACACAUAAGGCAGGAGCACGCCCGGGAGAGGAAGUCCAGCGAUGUCACUUCCUGUCACAGGAGAGUGGUGACGCUGAGAUGAUCUCACUGGUGUGUCUCUCUACCACCCCAUGACAACCCAUUCUUUUCACACACAGACAGUAUUAUUAACAUUAUUAUGAUUACGAUUACGAUUAUGGUUACUAUGAUUGUUAUUAUUAUUAUUAUUAUUAUUUAGAAAAUGA
Messenger RNA from Sardina pilchardus (European sardine), 1645 nucleotides. RefSeq names its product glycoprotein M6Aa (gene gpm6aa). NCBI's taxonomy places the organism in Eukaryota, Metazoa, Chordata, Actinopteri, Clupeiformes, Clupeidae. Gene Ontology annotation, cellular component: axonal growth cone; plasma membrane; neuronal cell body. The transcript has 7 exons. Gene Ontology annotation, biological process: neuron projection development. Bases 593 to 1429 code for a protein of 278 amino acids. The record is from RefSeq and is a predicted model, not a curated record.